CCCUAAAAGCCCGCCUACUUAGUUGCCAACGCCUUCCCCACAACGGAUCUCAGUUGCAAGUUCUCUGAGGUCUCAUUUCUUAGGGGAAGACAGAUUUGGACCCUGCACCUGACAACCAUGUGGGUUCUUAUCUUCUGGCUCCUGAUUCACCCCCUGGACAUCGGAGCCAGGUCGCAUUCGCUGCAGUAUUCGUACAUGGCUGUGACUAAGCCGGGUCCAGGAAUCCCUGAAUUUUCUGCCACUGGCUCCAUAGACGACCAGCCCUUCAUCCGCUUUAACAGCGAGAGCAUGAAGGCAGAGCCUGCUGUUGACUGGCUGAGGGAAGAUCCAGGGUACUUUGCUGAAGAGACCCAGGUCUUCACCAAUCGGAUGAAGAUUUUCCAGUUGAGCCUGAGAAACAUACAGCAGUACUACAACAACUCUGGGGCCCGGAGUCAGAGAGGGGCAGACGGCGCCCGCCAGCAAGCAGGCCCUCACACUCUCCAGUUCACAUACGGCUGUGAGUUGCGAGAUGACAGAAGUACCACGGGGCAUUGGCAGUAUGGCUACGAUGGCAGGGACUACCUGACCUUGGAUUUGGACUCCAUGCAAUAUAUAGCAGCCACAUUCAUUGCGGGCUACACCAAGAGGAAGUGGGAAUACAGCGAGUACUGGCUGGAGAAAGACAGCAGCUAUCUGAAGGAAGAAUGCAUACUUUGGCUGGGAAACUACUUGGCCCUGGGAGGAGACAACCUCAUCCGAACAGACCCUCCAAAGACGCAUGUGACCCACCACCCCAGACCUGAUGGUAAAGCCACCCUGAGGUGCUGGGCCCUGGGGUUCUACCCUGCUGACAUCACCCUGACCUGGAAGAAGGAUGAGGAGGAACUGACCCAGGACAUGGAGAUGGUGGAGACCAGACCUGCAGGGGAUGGAACCUUCCAGAAGUGGGCAGCUGUGGAGGUGCCUAUGGGAGAGGAGCAGAAAUACACAUGCCAUGUGCACCAUGAGGGACUGCCUGAGCCCCUCACCCUGAGAUGGGAAGAGUGUGAUAGGAGCAGAUGUGGACAUGCAGUGUCCUGGAGUGUCCCUGUCCCUGUGCUCAUUGCUGUUUUCAUAGUAGCUGCGUUUCUAGUUGGAGUUGCCUGCUACAGGUUUAAGGUAUUACAAACUCUGGCAUCUCAUCACAUGUUCUGCAAGCUAUAAGAAACAACCUUGAGCUGGGCGUUGAUGGCGCACACCUUUAAUCCAAGCACUCGGGAGGCAGAGGCAGGCGCAUCUCUGUGAGUCCGAGGCCGGGCUGGCCCGACAACCUCCAAGACAAUACGGAGAAACCCUGUCUCGUGAAACCAAUAGCCAAUUUUAACGAGCGGCUAGGCCCAAAGGACACAGUUUUUACUGGAGAGGACAUGAUCUCCCAAGGAAGCACACUCUCUUGGGAGAUGGACAGACCUGCAGCAAGCCACGGAGCCACAGGAGAAGCCUGACAGGCGGCUUGAUAGACCAUCUGCCUUGGGGAGAGCUAGACCCCCAGUCGGAAGAGCGAAAGAGCACAGCAGGGCUGGUGACACGACCCGGAUUCCUCAUGUCCGGGUUGUAAUCACUGUGCAAGGAGUUUGCUAUUAAUAGUAGGUGACUCAGACUUCCUCCUUUUGUCCUUGGCUGGAGAGAGACCCUGUCCUCCGUCGUCGAAGCCAAUGGUUUAGUGUGUUCUCCCCUGUGAGCCCCCUCUCUCAAACUCCGGCUUGCCUGCCUUUUCUGAAGCACCUCUAUAUUUGGCUGGCCCAGGAUGCCCUCCCCGUCUUCACAGCCAGAAUCCCACCUGCAAAUCCUAGUUGCCAUGAAAAGUAACAUGUGCUGGGUCGUUCUGUGUUAACUUGACACACACAGGCUGGAGUCAUCUGAGAGGAGGGGCCCUCGACAGAAAAGAUGCCUCCUUAAGAUCAGGCUGGAGACAAGCUUGUAGGGCAUUGUGGGGACAACAGACCUUGGCCGGAAACCCACUCCCCCAUCAGCCUGGGAGCAGGCAGCUAUAAGACAAUGUUUACUAAAAACAAUACUGUGCCCAGAGCAAUAAGUUCCUGAUAAGACCUCGCCCACAGGAACCCCUGACCUCUACCUUUUCCAAUGACUAAUCGUCUCUUCCUGACCACCCCCCCCACCUCCACCACUGGUGUCAGGUCAUAACCAGCCAGGGGUAAGAAAGGGGGCUAAAGCUUUUCUUGGGCGGAAGCUUUUUAUUUUUUGGUUUUUCGAGACAGGGUUUCUCUGUAUUGUUUUGGAGGCUGUCCUGGAACUAGCUCUGUAGACCAGGCUGGCCUGGUCCUGCCCGGUGUGUCUGCACUCACUGCUUUUGAAGAUAAACUGUUACCUGCAACUGUGGGUUAAGUAAACCCCAUUCCCACCAAACCAUACUGCAAUGGGGGUUCUUCUGUAUAUAUGUUUCUCUUACUGGUUGGCCAAUAGCCAGGCAGGAAGUAUAGGUGGGGCUACCAGAUGAGAAUUCUGGGUAGAGGAUGCAGACAGGAGCGGAGAGACACCUUAGCUACCAGGAAGAGAGGACGCGCCGGGAGUUCUUCGGUAAGAUAAGGCCAUGUAGAAGUUCAUAGAUUAGUAGUUACGGGUUAAUAAUGAAGAGAGAGCUAGCCUGUCAGGAGCCUGAGCCAUCGGCCAGUUUUAUAAUUAACAUAAGCCUCAUUUGGGGCCAAUUGGUUGCAGGGCUAGGAGGGAGAGAAACUCAGUCUGCAAUAGUGAUCCUAAGACAAACAUGCUCAGCCUGCAGAGAUCAGAUUGGGGACAUCUUCUGCCCACGAAACAGCAUGGGGGGAGGGAGACUUUGCGGCUAUCUUUGACUCUCUUAGUCACAGACGAGAAAUGACUAAUGGGGGGGGGGCUUGGUGGUGGUGAGACCUUGGUGGUGAAAGCAGGCUUAUCACACCGGUGCACACGAGCCCACUUGUGAGGGACAUCAAGAAACUCUGCCUACACCUGUGACUCUGAGCAAAGCCGUGCAGUGUGGAAUUCCCCGGAGCUUGGGGUCACAGACAGCACAGGAAGGAAUGACAAGUUGAGGAUGUGAGUGCGGCAUGCUCUUUACGUGGUAUACGGUAAGCACACAGGCCGGAGGAUAAAGAACGGAAACUAAUAAAAAUCCUUUUAACUGCA
Molecule: messenger RNA, 3144 nt
Organism: Mesocricetus auratus (golden hamster)
Lineage: Eukaryota; Metazoa; Chordata; Mammalia; Rodentia; Cricetidae
Product: H-2 class I histocompatibility antigen, Q10 alpha chain
Exons: 6
Coding region: 118-1185 (355 amino acids)
Biological process (GO): antigen processing and presentation of endogenous peptide antigen via MHC class Ib; positive regulation of T cell mediated cytotoxicity; antigen processing and presentation of endogenous peptide antigen via MHC class I via ER pathway, TAP-independent
Cellular component (GO): external side of plasma membrane
Molecular function (GO): peptide antigen binding; signaling receptor binding
Source: RefSeq, a predicted model, not a curated record